ACUGCCAUCACCCCUCACCCUGUGGCCAUCCUCACCACCCCUCACCCUUCUUCAUCACUCUGGCACUUCGCACCUAAAACUCAAGCUCUUUCAAUUCAGAGAUCGUGUCCAGAUUUGAAAAUCCCUAGUGUUUGCAUGUUUUUCCUUGAACAUCGCAUCCAUUUUAUAAACUACACACCUCCAUAAGUUCUGGUGCAGAAUUUACUGUAGAAUUCAUUGAAGUCGUCGUUGAAGAAAGUGAACCUGAAGUAUUACUGCCGAAGUACCUUGAUAUUGUAAUGGCCACAAAGGCAUUCAACCAUGCACUUGUUGUCUUCUUCUCUUCUUCAACUAAAAAACAUGCAUUCAAGGAGAAAAUUCGGAAUUCUUGAAAAGCACAAGGACUAUGUUGAACGUGCACAGGCUUACCACAAAAAAGAGGAGGCUUUACGGAAACUCAAGGAAAAAGCAUCAUUCAGGAACCCAGAUGAAUCUUACUUCAAGAUGAUUAAGACAAAAACUGUUGAUGGAAUUCAUAAACUGGAGAGUCAGGCAAACAAAUAUACUCAAGAAGAACUCAUGCUAAUGAAGACCCAAGAUAUAGGAUAUGUUCUGCAGAAGGUUCGAAGUGAAAAAAAGAAAAUUGAAAAGCUAACCGCCAUGUUGCACUCUCUUGAUAAUCAGCCAUCAAACAGACAUUUGUACUAUGCUGAAGACAGGGAGGACGCUAAGGAGAUACAACUACGAAAUUUAGAAGGUGGAAUAGUGCCUGCAUUAGACGACAUACCUGGUCGUAUUAAAAGGAAGACAGCUGCUUCCUUCCGAGAGUUAGAGGCAAGAAAAAGCAGAGUAAAUGAGUUGGAGAGACUAUACAUGGAUAUGGCCUUGCAAAAAGAAUUACAGAAGAAGGGUCGGAAACGCAAACUUCGUGAAGAUGAGAUUGUCUGUCCAACCUCCAAGCCAGUGUACAAGUGGCGUUCAGAACGAAAGCGAUGAAGUGAGUUUUCAUUUUUAGCCAUUGGAUUUAUUAUUUUAUCUGUUUUAAUAACUUAAUAAAUAUAUAUUUCAUAAUAUUGGGCUAUUGUCAAUGAAUGAGGUUGAGAUCUUCAUACCAAGAGCUCCACAUCUGUUGAAGCUUCAAUCUUUUCUGUGACUUCGUCACUCAAAUGAGCAUUCAACUUCAGGAUGAACUGUUUAUGAUCUUGAAAGGAAGUCGUGGAGACGUGCAUUCAUCACUGCAGAUCUGCAAGCAAAAUUUUACAAUUUGGAAACUGGCUGAUACCUUUUGCACUUCAGAUAUGUAUGUUGAACGCCAUGUGAACGAUGUAAAGUGAUCUAUCGGCCUCUCAAGCACUGCAGAUAUGAUUACUUAUUUAUUAAACAAUUAAUGAAAAGCUAGGGCUUAGUCUUUUUGAUGGAUUUAUUUAAGCAAAUUUAUCCACAUAUGGUUUGGUUUGAUCCAUUUAUUAUUUAUCUUUUCUGAAAUUGUUUGUACCUGUACCCUCUCUUGUCAUGCUGGUGAUCGUUAUUAUUUUUGAAUGGGGCUAUAUAAAUUCUUACUUUUAUUGUAUGUUAUUUUAGGUGCUCUAUUUAACUUUUUAAAAUCAUUUUUAGUAACUUUAUUUGUUAGGAAUGUCGAUGUAAGUGUUCAAACCAUCAAAGUUUAUUUUUUUUUAAUUAUUUUUCUGAAGUUGUGUAAAGUUGCGAAUAUUUUUGGCUUGAACCACAAAUAUAUGGUUGAUAGUGCACUUGCACCAUAUCAUUUAGUAUAAUGUAUGGGGUAGUUAACUUAGAGGAGUCCACAGGUUGCAUCUCUUUCAUUAUUUUCU
This is a messenger RNA of Cornus florida, 1808 nucleotides long. RefSeq names its product probable U3 small nucleolar RNA-associated protein 11. NCBI's taxonomy places the organism in Eukaryota, Viridiplantae, Streptophyta, Magnoliopsida, Cornales, Cornaceae. Gene Ontology annotation, cellular component: nucleolus; small-subunit processome. The record is from RefSeq and is a predicted model, not a curated record. The coding region runs from base 301 to 975 and encodes 224 amino acids. Gene Ontology annotation, biological process: rRNA processing. The transcript is spliced from 8 exons.